Impatiens glandulifera is the source of this 885-nucleotide messenger RNA. RefSeq names its product probable serine/threonine-protein kinase PBL23. Gene Ontology annotation, biological process: protein phosphorylation. NCBI's taxonomy places the organism in Eukaryota, Viridiplantae, Streptophyta, Magnoliopsida, Ericales, Balsaminaceae. Gene Ontology annotation, molecular function: protein kinase activity; ATP binding. The transcript has a single exon. The record is from RefSeq and is a predicted model, not a curated record. The coding region runs from base 193 to 885 and encodes 230 amino acids.
AAUGUCAAUCAGAGGACAUUAGCAGAGGAAAUAUUAAAAUUUGGGAAUCAUGGAAAAGUAGCGGCGGAAGUGUACACGUUCAGAGAAUUGGCUCAUGCAACGGACAACUUUAAUGCGGAAUUGCUACUAGGUGAAGGGGGUUUUGGAAGAGUGUAUAAAGGAUUCAUUAAUAAUAAUAAUAAUAAUAAUAAUAUGAAGAAGAUGAAUGAGGAGGUUGUGGCGGUGAAACAGCUGGACAAGAAUGGAAUACAGGGGAACAGAGAGUUCUUGGCGGAGGUAUUGACAUUGAGCCUUGUUCACCACCCUAAUCUCGUCAACCUCAUCGGCUAUUGCGCUGAUGGCCAUCAAAGGAUUUUGGUAUAUGAGUACAUGGCAAACGGGUCGUUAGAAGACCACCUUCUUCUUAGUCAUCGACAAACAACAGCAACAACAGAAGAAACAGAAACAAAAACAAAAACAUCAACCACCAGUCGUGCGGUGGUGGCUGUGGGGGGUCUAGAUUGGGAUACACGCAUGAAGAUUGCAAAAGGAGCAGCACAAGGACUAGAGUACUUGCACGACACAGCCAAUCCUCCCAUAAUUUACAGGGACUUCAAAGCUUCCAAUAUCCUGUUGGAUGACCUUUUCAAUCCCAAGCUGUCUGAUUUCGGACUCGCCAAGUUGGGUCCCACGGGAGGAGACAAGGACCAUGUCUCCACACGGGUCAUGGGUACCUACGGCUACUGCGCCCCAGAGUAUGAAAGGACCGGCCAGCUCACAACCAAAUCCGACGUCUACAGUUUUGGGGUUGUCUUUCUCGAGAUUAUAUCCGGAAGGAGAGCCAUAGACACAACAAAACCUGCCCCAGAACAAAAUCUAGUCACCUGGGUGCGUAUCUGUCUAUAA